Molecule: messenger RNA, 1659 nt
Organism: Oppia nitens
Lineage: Eukaryota; Metazoa; Arthropoda; Arachnida; Sarcoptiformes; Oppiidae
Product: probable serine/threonine-protein kinase roco9
Exons: 3
Coding region: 118-1659 (513 amino acids)
Source: RefSeq, a predicted model, not a curated record
UAUAUAAACACAAACACAUUGUUAUCUAUUAUUGUGUUUAUUAUCUAUUGAUAUCAGUAAUCAAUUUGUUAUUUAUUUGAUUUGAUUUGUUUUUUUGGUGGUUUCGGUACCUGAAGUAUGUCGUCGGAUACGACAACGACGACAACAUCGGAGACGAUGACCAGUUUCCAAGAGAUUGGCCGUCCGAUUGUCGGCGUCGGUAUUGUGUCCACUGAAGGCGAAAAACUAUUGAACGCUUUGAGAAAAAUACAGACAAAACUUCUUCGACAAAAACAACAGCAAACAGUUGACAAAAACAAUGCGAAGAAAACGUCGACAAUGACGACGACGACGAAAAAGUUGGUCAAACUGGCCGCCAAUGAGACGACAUCAGUCACUGCCGCCAUGGAUACCCAGCGCCAUACCUGUCCUCCAUCUACUGGUGACGGCGAUCGCCGUACGCCAGCUAAUAGUGUUGUCAUCAAUGGUGUUGAUGAUGGCGGUGAUGGAGAUCAUCGACACAGUGGUGACUGUCAUCAUCAUUAUCAUCAUAAUGACCACAAAGCACAACGACAUCAUCAUCAACAACAACAACAAUAUGAUGACAAUUAUAAUCAGUCGCUCGACAAUCGGCUAAAGCUAAUUGAAUCACAAUUGCAGACCAUUUCAAUUCAAUUGACGGCCAAUAGACACACUGCCGCUGUCGUAAACGGUGGUCAUACUCUGAUCGCUGACCAACAACAACAACAACAAAGUGAUGGCCGCCGAUUGUCAUCAUCAUCGUCGCCAUCGCCGGAGAGAAAGCGCACACAGGGUUUAAGUUCACGCGGUGUCGCCUCUGUCGACCACAAUGUUGUCACCGCCGAUAAGCGUUAUCGACUCGUAAACGAUGAUCACUACGAGUCGUCCAUUGCGGCCAUCAAACAGCUGUUGUUGAAAUCAUCAAACGAAAGGUCAACACCGACAACAACAACACCACCGAACGGUUCGAUACCGAAAUCGCGAUCAUUGGACACAUUAAGUCAUAGAUCAUCGCCAAUAGCGGGCGUUAGACCAAACAAACAUUUUCAUCUGCAAUACCGUGACAUACCUUUCCUAUUGGGAACAACAUCAAACAGUUAUUCAGUGAUAGCCAACCGUCAGUUGGAAAUAUCGCGACUCAAACAGCACAGCAAUCUUUGCCGUCACAACAUACCGGUGCGCAAGAUAUUCGACGAUAAACUAUGGACAGUGACGUUGGACACAGAAAUCAAAGAACUGUUGUAUGGUUUGAUUGAAGAACACGACUAUAUCUGCGAUGAAAUACAACACUUGAGCCGACAAUUGGAACAAUUGGGUGAAGAUUCGCAGCGAAGAUUGGACUUUAAUCGCGAACUGUUUUUCCUGUCUCGACGUAUAUCAGCCAAACAAAGACAGAUCACUGAAUUACAAGAAUUGCAUUCAUUGUUGUUGUCGUCGUCGUCGUCGACAACAACGAAAACUGUGGACAACAAACCACAGACACAGUCAACGAAUCAAAGAAUCAGACAACAAACUAUUGAUACGAAUUGCCAUAAAAAUAAUAGUAAUAAUUAUAAUAAUAAUAAUAAUAUAAAAGCCAAAAAUUCUACUAAACAUAAAACUAAUAAUAAUAAUAAUAAAUUUGAUAUUAAUAGCGAUUUUACUCCUAAAUGGAGAUAA